Molecule: messenger RNA, 996 nt
Organism: Tarenaya hassleriana
Lineage: Eukaryota; Viridiplantae; Streptophyta; Magnoliopsida; Brassicales; Cleomaceae
Product: protein CWC15 homolog
Exons: 7
Coding region: 130-822 (230 amino acids)
Biological process (GO): mRNA cis splicing, via spliceosome
Cellular component (GO): catalytic step 2 spliceosome
Molecular function (GO): RNA binding
Source: RefSeq, a predicted model, not a curated record
CGCAUUUGCGAAGACUUGUUUUCUUGUCAGCCUCGCGUUCUAUUCCUCUCAUCGGCGUUUCUUCUUUGGUCCGGGCUUCUUUCGGAUCGGGAUUAGGGUUUUCCUGAAGAUCAAGCUUUGUGAUCGCAGAUGACGACUGCUGCUCGGCCUACUUGGGCUCCCGCCAAGGGUGGCAACGAGCAAGGUGGUGCUCGGAUCUUUGGUCCAUCUCAAAAGUACUCAUCCAGAGAUGUCGCCGCUCAUACCACGCUCAAGCCAAGGAGGGAAGGGCAGCACACUCAAGAAGAAUUGCAGAAGAAGAAUCUUCGCGAUGAGCUUGAGGAGCGUGAGAGGAGACAUUUCUCAUCCAAAGACAAGUCUUACAGUGAUGAUAGAGAUCGCAGAAGGGGAAGUCAUCUUCUACUAGAAGGUUCUAAAACGGAUCCUGAACACCGGAUUGUUCCUCGUAGUGCAGAUGCUGAUGAUUCUGACAUUGAGGCCAGAAGUGCAGAUGAUAGUGAUGAAGAAAGUGACGAUGACGAUGAGGAUGACACUGAAGCUCUUUUGGCUGAACUUGAGCAGAUAAAGAAAGAAAGAGCAGAGGAGAAGCUCAGGAAGGAAAAGCAGGAACAGGAGGAAGAACUAAAAGUUAAGGAAGAGGCGCUUCUUCGAGGGAAUCCACUACUUAACACUCCAACCUCAUUCAGUGUCAAAAGGAGGUGGGAUGAUGACGUGGUUUUCAAGAAUCAGGCUCGUGGGGAAACAAAAACACCUAAGCGCUUCAUCAAUGAUACGAUCAGGAACGACUUCCACCGAAAAUUCCUGCAUAAAUACAUGAAGUGAUUGAACCGAGGGUUGUUAUUACUUGAUUGUGUGAUGAACCAAGGGUUUAUAUUCUGUCUUGGUUGUGGUGUCCUUGUACUAAAACAAGAGCAGAGCAGACUGACAAUUGUAUGAAGGUUUAUUAUAUCGAGCCCAUAUGCUCAACUUGAAUGCUAUUUUCCUGGUUUCUGUUCA